Messenger RNA from Sorex fumeus (smoky shrew), 1194 nucleotides. RefSeq names its product WD repeat domain 5 (gene WDR5). The record is from RefSeq and is a predicted model, not a curated record. Bases 53 to 1057 code for a protein of 334 amino acids. Lineage: Eukaryota; Metazoa; Chordata; Mammalia; Eulipotyphla; Soricidae. Gene Ontology annotation, cellular component: Set1C/COMPASS complex. Gene Ontology annotation, molecular function: histone binding. The transcript has 13 exons.
UGCACGCUGCCACCGAGCCUGUGCUUGGGGACACUCCCCGUGAGCCGGAGACAUGGCGACGGAGGACAAGAAGCCCGAGACGGAGGCCACCCGUGCACAGCCCACCCCCUCGUCCUCGGCCACGCAGAGCAAGCCCACACCUGUCAAGCCAAACUACGCGCUCAAGUUCACGCUGGCUGGGCACACGAAGGCUGUGUCGUCCGUGAAGUUCAGCCCCAACGGGGAGUGGCUGGCCAGCUCCUCUGCUGAUAAACUCAUCAAGAUCUGGGGGGCUUACGAUGGGAAGUUCGAGAAGACCAUUUCUGGGCACAAGCUGGGCAUUUCGGACGUGGCCUGGUCCUCAGACUCAAACCUGCUGGUUUCUGCCUCCGACGACAAGACCCUGAAGAUCUGGGAUGUGAGCUCGGGCAAGUGCUUGAAGACCCUGAAAGGCCACAGCAACUAUGUCUUCUGCUGCAACUUCAACCCUCAGUCCAACCUCAUUGUCUCUGGCUCGUUUGACGAGAGUGUGCGGAUCUGGGACGUGAAGACCGGAAAGUGCCUGAAGACGCUGCCCGCACACUCAGACCCUGUCUCUGCUGUCCACUUCAACCGUGAUGGCUCCUUGAUCGUGUCCAGCAGCUAUGAUGGGCUCUGCCGCAUCUGGGACACGGCCUCGGGCCAGUGCUUGAAGACGCUGAUAGACGACGACAACCCGCCCGUGUCCUUCGUCAAGUUCUCGCCCAACGGCAAGUACAUCCUGGCCGCCACCUUGGACAACACGCUGAAGCUCUGGGACUACAGCAAAGGCAAGUGCCUGAAGACGUACACGGGCCACAAGAAUGAGAAGUACUGCAUCUUCGCCAACUUCUCCGUCACCGGAGGGAAGUGGAUCGUGUCGGGCUCCGAGGACAACCUGGUGUACAUCUGGAACCUGCAGACCAAGGAGAUCGUGCAGAAGCUGCAGGGCCACACGGACGUGGUCAUAUCGACGGCCUGCCACCCGACCGAGAACAUCAUCGCCUCGGCCGCGCUGGAGAAUGACAAGACCAUCAAGCUGUGGAAGAGUGACUGCUAGGCGGCGGCUGCGCUGCAGGACCUGCCCAGGCCCCGCGCCCAGCAGGGAGUCCCGGGGCUCCCCGAGUGCCCGCCCCUUGGCCCACCCCGGGCCGUGCGGAGAGUCCAUAGGAAUUUUUAAUUUUUUAUUACAAAGUG